Molecule: messenger RNA, 1816 nt
Organism: Theobroma cacao (cacao)
Lineage: Eukaryota; Viridiplantae; Streptophyta; Magnoliopsida; Malvales; Malvaceae
Source: RefSeq, a predicted model, not a curated record
UUUUCUGCUUUCGCGUUUCAAAUCCGGAAACGGUGCACAGUCAAGGAAGCCGAGCAAAAGCUUAAGAGUCUCAGAGGGAGUUUUGUUGGCAGCUGCUUUCUCAAUGUCUUUUCUUUUUAACAAAUUCCAAGAUGCUGUGAGAGCCCUUGCAAAGAGUCCCACUUUUGCUAGGGACCCAAGGAAACUCCAAUUUGAAGCCGACAUCAAUCGCCUUUUCAUGUACACCAGUUUCAAUCGUUUGGGGAAGAAUGCGGAUGAGGCAGAUGCAGAGGAGAUCAUUGACAUGGCUAGUAAAGCCUCUGUUGCUGACCAACAGAAGCAAGUUCAAGAAAACGUUCACUUUCAAGUUCAAAACUUCUGCACUGCUAUGGAUGAAAUUCUUCUUCCUGAUAUCAGUGAGCCACAGAAAUCGCAAUCAGAUGCUACACCUUCCCGAAGUGGUCUUAGCUUUGCUGUUGGAAGGAAUGGCCCACCUUCUAAACAUCCUGCUGUUCCUGAGACAAGGCCAUUAAAACGCACUGAACUCUCACAGAGGUUGAAGGAUUCCAUUGGCUACACGCUUGAUGUCAAACCAUCUCAAAUACCCCACAAUGAAGCUGGACAAGGUUUAUUUUUGAAUGGUGAAGCUAAUGUUGGAGCCGUCAUUGCAAUGUACCCUGGUGUUAUAUACUCCCCAGCUAGUUACCGAUACAUUCCUGGAUACCCAAGAGUUGAUGCGCAAAACACAUAUCUGAUCACAAGAUAUGAUGGGACUGUAAUAAAUGCCCAACCAUGGGGUUAUGGGGGUGAAACACGUGAAUUGUGGGAUGGCUCAACAAUGCUAGAUUUGAGGCCCAAUGCAGAAGUGACAGAGAAAGGUUUGGACCGGUUCUGGAGAGUGCUUAGUAAUCCUUUGAAUAACUCACAAGUGGGGAGUGGUGGUGAGAUUUUGGAGCGUAGAAACCCUCUAGCUUUGGCUCAUUUUGCCAAUCACCCUGCUAAAGGAAUGGUCCCAAAUGUGAUGGUUUGCCCUUACGACUUCCCACUGAAUGAAAAAGACAUGAGAGCUUAUAUUCCAAAUGUAUCAUUUGGAAAUACAGAAGAAGCAAAUAUGAGGAGAUUUGGCAGCUUUUGGUUCAGAUCAUGGGGUUCGAGAAAUAGUGGGUCAGAUGCUCCUGUUUUAAAGACACUUGUUCUGGUGGCUACUAUGGCACUUUGUGAUGAAGAAGUGCUGCUGAACUACAGGUUAAGCAACUCAAAGCGAAGACCAUUGUGGUAUACUCCUGUGGAUGAAGAGGAGGAUAGAAGGAGAUGGAGCUAAAUUAACAGAGCUGAGGUAUUGAAGGUUAGACAGCUGAAGGAAAGACCAGUCAUUGAAGAUUGGAUAGAAUUGUUUUGAACCAUUGAAGAUUGGACAACUUUGAAUGCAUGUGCAAUGCAGUCCUGGAAAGGAAUUUUUCUUCGAUUUUUAUUACAAUCCCUUGAGAAACUGAAUCCUUAGCCUAAGUUAAGGUAGUUAUGAUGUAAAGCUGUAUAAUGCUGUACCCGUUUGUUAUCAUAUUUAGGGAGGAUAGAAGAGCCAAGGUGCGGACUGAUUUUGGUAACUAUACUUUUAAAUCAAAUUAUGAGUCAAUAGAAAAAAAAACGAAAGAAAAGAAAGGGAAAUAUUCCCCGUUUUCUGGUAUCAGACCGGAAAGGGCUUUGUUGAGACAGUGAAAGUAAAUGUUUCACGUCAAAUGAAGGUUGUUGCUUUGCAUCCAGUGCAGUGCAUUGUAGUUCAGUAGUUGUAGAACUUCACUUUGAUGGAGGAGAUAUAUCAAGUUCUCUUGUGGCCUCA